AUGUCUUCCAAUCUCGCAGACAACAGAGUCAUCAUGCAGAGCUAUACGUCUCCCAUGACCUCAGAUGAUGAUCUUCUAAUCUCUCUCUUUCGAUUCCAUCCACAAUCUUCAGAAGAGGAGUCUCCUGCUGCUGAGUCCUCCUCUCUUAAUGAAAACGAUGUUGGCCGCAACUGCCCAGUGACGUACGAGCAACCAUUCGAUGAUCCAGACAUGGAGCCGGUGCCUUUCGAGUCUGACACCGUCCCAAGCGUAGAACCACUACCACUAUCUGAUCUUCCCUCCUUUAAGCCUUCGUCCCUUCAACACGAAACUAGGGAAGCAGAUCUUAUCCAAAGUGCGUUAUCCAUUCUGUUCGAAGCCCCCAACGACAUUGUUCCGAGCAAGAGAACCUCCGAAGAUCUCCUAUCAGUUACAACCACUCGCUCUCAUUAUUUCAAGCGUCAGAGACUCAGCCCCGAAGAAGUAUCUUGUGAUCAAACGGUGAUGCGAUUCCGCCCGUAUCAAGAUCAACAAUGGAAUGGAAUGUUCCAAAAACUCGUCCAGUACAGGCUCAAACAUGGGCACUGCAGUGUACCACAUUCCUAUCAAGAAGAUCGGAUGCUUGCCCGAUGGGUCAAGAGGCAGCGAUACCAGCAUACGAAACUCAAAGCCAAAGACCCUUCGUCUACCAUGACAGCCCGCCGUAUUCAACAGCUCGAGUCCAUCGGCUUUGUUUGGCAUUCCCAUGAAUCUGCGUGGCAGACAAAGCUAAACGAGCUCAAGGCGUUCAAGCAAAGGACAGGACAUUGCAAUGUCCCAUCGGACCAUUCUAAAAAUUCGUCCUCGUUGCCAGCAUGGAUCAGAUGUCAGCGAAGGCAGUACUUAUUGUGGAGAUCUGGCUACAGUUCCACAAUGACAGAAAAGCGAUAUGAACUAUUGAAGGCGCUGGGAUUUAAUUUUGAGAAAUUUGGAGGACUGCAGCGGGCACGAAGCGUCUGA
Messenger RNA from Cylindrotheca closterium, 978 nucleotides. The record is from the annotation of a GenBank genome assembly. NCBI's taxonomy places the organism in Eukaryota, Bacillariophyta, Bacillariophyceae, Bacillariales, Bacillariaceae.